Geodia barretti is the source of this 330-nucleotide messenger RNA. NCBI's taxonomy places the organism in Eukaryota, Metazoa, Porifera, Demospongiae, Tetractinellida, Geodiidae. The record is from the annotation of a GenBank genome assembly.
GAAAAUUUGAACUUCAAACAGAACAUGUCAGCGGAUCUUCCCGACCAUUCCUCUUCGAGUUGUUCGUCUCCAGAACUACCAUCAGAGAGCCGCGGUAGCUCCGUGUCUCCAGGACUGAGAGAAGAAUACGAGGGUAUCCUGAAGUACGCAGUGGUGGCCCCUAAAUUGCUGGGAGAGAGCUCGUCCCUCUCUCAACCUCCGCGGCCGUCUCCUCCCGCCCCUACUGCCUUGGACACGAGAUCAAAGCCUGACGAAGAGGAAGAAGAAGAAAGCUCCUCACAGUCGCUUCCCUCACAGCUUCCCUCGCCUCCCCACCCCACCUCUCCCCCU